Astyanax mexicanus (Mexican tetra) is the source of this 2186-nucleotide messenger RNA. RefSeq names its product EPS8-like 3a (gene eps8l3a). The transcript has 20 exons. Bases 154 to 2019 code for a protein of 621 amino acids. Gene Ontology annotation, molecular function: actin binding. Gene Ontology annotation, cellular component: vesicle; plasma membrane; ruffle membrane. Lineage: Eukaryota; Metazoa; Chordata; Actinopteri; Characiformes; Acestrorhamphidae. The record is from RefSeq and is a predicted model, not a curated record. Gene Ontology annotation, biological process: Rho protein signal transduction; regulation of Rho protein signal transduction; positive regulation of ruffle assembly.
CAGCUGACUGUAUAUCGCCUGUAUCCUGUGUGCAGCUGAUCUCGCUCUCUCUCGCCCUGCAGGACUUUGCUCUGAUCUGAGGAGGAGUUUCUCCGGAUCUUCAGGAGCAAAACCGGACAGAGCUGCUCUUUAAAGUGUGUGUGUGAGCAGCUGAUGAUGUUCGAGAGCAGCAGUGUGUUCGACUUCAGCUCCAGCAGCUAUGCUGACUCCAGUGGGUACUCUGUGGACGACAGCUCCUCUCUGGCCUCCAGUUUAUCCAGACCCACCGCUAAAUCCAUAUACAUGAGGAGGAAGGAGUACGCAGAGUCCAUCAACCAGGAGCUCAGCAAGUUCCAGUACAGAGUGGAGCACUUGUUAACGUGUGAGCUGGCGGGUGAGCUGAGGGACGUGUCGGACUGCGUGGAGCGUCUGAAGCUGCUGGAGGAGACGGGACGCGUCUGGGGGCAGGACAUGAUCCUGGAGCUGAAGAAGGGGAACCUCCUGCUCACCGACCUCGAGACCAAGGAGGAGCUGGACAGUCUGGCUGUGAGUCGGGUGUUGGAGGUGAAAGCUGUGAUGGACAGUUGUGUUUAUAACUCCUUACUGACCGUCUCAGUACAGGACAGAGGGACCAGUGUCUUCAUGUUCCAGAGCGACUCUCUAAGGGCCGAUUACAUCCAGCGAGAUCUGGAGCGAGUUCUGCAGAACAGGAUGGACAGGGUGCAGGACGGUAAUAAGAACAGGACAAGACCUGGACCUCUGAUAAAGAAAGACAGCAGAAACUCAGCUCGACCUCCAGAACCCAAAAAAGAGGACUGGAGUGCUCCAGACUACGAUGAAAGUCCUGCUCCAUCUCCAUCUCCACCUUCAUCCAGACACAAGCCGGUCUUCAUCCUUCCAGAGCCGAGAACCUCGCCAACCCCAGCACGGAAAACAUCCAAACGCAACCACAGCCCCCCACCAGCUCCGCCCCCUUAUACGGAGAGAGAGAGGAACGUGGACAUACUCAACCACCUGAUAAACGACAUAGAAGAGUUUUCAGACAGGGUGGCUGCUGUGAUGCCAAGGGUGGAUAAGAAGAAGAAAAAGAAGAAGAAGCAGCAGAAAGCAGCUGUGCAGAAUCUGCCCUCUGAGGAUCAGUUCAUCAUCUGCCUCCAGAAAAUCAAGAUGGCCUUUAAUCUGCUGGGGGAGCUGAAUGGUCAGAUUGAGGACCCCAAUGCUGCAGAUCUGGCUCACUGUAUCUUCUCUGUGUUGGAGCUGGUGGUGAGUGUGUGUGAGGAUGAUCUCCCUCCCUCUGUGAUCGCUCCUCUGCUGGAGCCGGAGUGUGUUCGCUUUCUGAGUGAAGAAGCCUCACCUGAGGAGGAUCAGCUGUGGCAGUCUCUCGGAGACGCCUGGAACAUCCCCAGUACGAAGUGGCCUGAGGAUGAUGAUAAGAUCCCGACCUUCACGCCGGUGUUUAACGAUGGCUGGGAGCCGCCAGAGAUCACACACACCGAGAGAAAACCUACACACACACACACACAGCGGCAGGACAGCCAGCGGUCUGCAGGAGCACAGAGUACCAGUUCAUGGCAGAUUCCAGAGCCCAGCCCUGAGGAGCUGCCUCUCAGCUCGAUGUGUGUGUUGAGUGACUUCAGAGCGAGGAACGAUCGAGAGCUGAGUGUGAAUAAGGGGGAAACAGUGGAGCUGCUGGACAUGUCUAAGCGCUGGUGGAAGGUGAGGAAUGGGCGUGGUCAGGAAGGCUUCGUCCCUAAUAACGUUCUCAAGUCCACUGAGAAUGAGGACGCACAGGAAGCUGACAGUAACCCAGUUCUGAACAGGAAGUCAAAGCCGGAGGAUGUGAAGGCGUGGCUGGAGUACAAGGGCUUUAAUAAAAUCACGGUCAGGUGUUUGGGGGGUCUCAGUGGGCCGAUGUUGUUGGGGAUGACCCGGGAUGAGCUGAAGAUUGUCUGUCCUGAGGAAGGAGGACGAGUUUAUUAUCAAUUACAGAACGUUAAAUCAGCACUCGCUAUGGCCAGAGAGGUGAGUCCACUGGUCUGAGAACAAUAAAGACCAAACACACAGGCAGUGUGUGUGUGUGUGGAAUUCUGGGGGACCUCUGGGCUCAGGUGAGCUCAGGUGUUCUCAGGUGAAGCUGGACUGAAUCACCUGCCGGACUCAACAAAGCUACUUAAUGGACCUGUUUAAUAAACUACAGCCAAACAGAA